AUGUCUGGAGUCACCGAGCGCAAGAUCAUUCCCGUCAAGGGCGGUGUCGAUGAUUGGAAGGAGCCCCUGAAGGCAUACCUCCUUGCUCUGAAGACCCAUGAUGGCUACCUCCGCACUCGUUGGGGACCCUGGAGCGAGAACGAGCAGUACCUCGAUGUCAUCUCUGGCUGGAAGACGAGAGAAGCUCGUGAUGAGUUCUUUGCCUCCGCCGAGGGCAAGUCGGCCAUGGACAACUUCAAGACUGUCAUCAACGGCGAGGUCAAGUCAUACUUCAUCAAGUUUGUUCCCUACGCACCGAGAGGCGCCAUUGACUCCCCGAUUGCCGAGGUCAUUACAAUCAGCGGCUCGUCAAUGUCUGAGGAUGAGAUGAGAGCUCAGAUCGACAAGGCCCGCGGCAUGCCUGGAAUGAAUGACCUCGCCAGUGGUAUGUCGGUCGAGGAUGUCGACGGUGGCAAGGUGUUUGUCGCGGCUUUGGGAUGGGAGAGCGUCGAGAAGAGUAAGGCCGCUGACAAGUCUGCCUACGUGCCUGCUUCUGGAAAGACAGAGGUUCACCACGUCAACUUCCACUACCCCAUCAAGGGCUUCUCUGUUACCAACACCCACUAG
This is a messenger RNA of Colletotrichum siamense, 606 nucleotides long. RefSeq lists its product as uncharacterized. Bases 1 to 606 code for a protein of 201 amino acids. The transcript is spliced from 2 exons. The record is from RefSeq and is a predicted model, not a curated record. NCBI's taxonomy places the organism in Eukaryota, Fungi, Ascomycota, Sordariomycetes, Glomerellales, Glomerellaceae.